AUUCUAGCUGCCUGCUGCCUCCGCAGCGUCCCUCCCGCUCUCUCUGUGCUAACUGCCUGCGCCUUAGACAGAGAGGGUGCGCAAAGCAGAAGGGUUAGUUGGGACCUGCCUUGGUGACCCCAUGGCAUCCCCCAGAACCGUAACCAUAGUGGCCCUCUCAGUGGCCUUGGGACUCUUCUUUGUUUUCAUGGGGACGAUCAAGUUGACCCCCAGGCUCAGCAAGGAUGCCUACAGUGAGAUGAAACGUGCUUACAAGAGCUAUGUGAGAGCCCUUCCUCUACUGAAGAAAAUGGGGAUCAAUUCAAUCCUUCUCCGCAAAAGCAUUGGAGCUCUUGAGGUGGCCUGCGGCAUCGUCAUGACCCUUGUGCCCGGGCGUCCCAAGGAUGUGGCCAACUUCUUCCUGCUCUUGCUGGUGUUGGCUGUGCUCUUCUUUCACCAGCUUGUCGGUGAUCCUCUCAAACGCUACGCUCAUGCCCUGGUGUUUGGGAUCCUGCUCACCUGCCGCCUGCUGAUUGCCCGCAAGCCAGAAGACCGGUCUUCUGAGAAGAAGCCCUUGCUUGGGAAUGCUGAGGAGCAGCCCUCCUUAUAUGAAAAGGCUCCUCAGGGCAAAGUGAAGGUGUCAUAAGAAAAUGGAAGUGCAAAAAGUGGACCUUCCAGGCAGUUGCCUCCAUGACACCCAGGAAGAUGUCAGUGUGUGUUUCUUAUUUGAUUUGUCUGUCUUGGGGGAAAGGGAAAAUAUAAUCUGCAAGUUAAUGACCCUAUUGGCUUGUGUACAUCUAUACCAUAAAAUGACCCCCCCACGUAGACCUAUGUGCACCACCUUUAAUCACUCUGGGGCAACUCUCACAUCUUGCUGCAUGUAAAUGUAUUUGGCUACUGAAGUGUGUUUGUGGGAUGGACUCCAGCAAGCAUGUGACUGUAAGACGAUGUGUGGGAAUAUGUAUUUACUGUGUGUGUAUCU
Messenger RNA from Orycteropus afer afer, 961 nucleotides. It is a transcript of the gene TMEM35A, whose product is annotated as transmembrane protein 35A. Gene Ontology annotation, cellular component: endoplasmic reticulum. Lineage: Eukaryota; Metazoa; Chordata; Mammalia; Tubulidentata; Orycteropodidae. The record is from RefSeq and is a predicted model, not a curated record. Gene Ontology annotation, molecular function: acetylcholine receptor regulator activity. Gene Ontology annotation, biological process: positive regulation of protein localization to cell surface; chaperone-mediated protein complex assembly.